Messenger RNA from Pestalotiopsis fici W106-1, 1422 nucleotides. RefSeq lists its product as uncharacterized. Bases 1 to 1422 code for a protein of 473 amino acids. Gene Ontology annotation, molecular function: flavin adenine dinucleotide binding; sarcosine oxidase activity. Lineage: Eukaryota; Fungi; Ascomycota; Sordariomycetes; Amphisphaeriales; Sporocadaceae. The record is from RefSeq and is a predicted model, not a curated record. The transcript is spliced from 8 exons.
AUGGCAGAGUCACGAGUUGUUAAUAUCGUCGGAGCUGGCAUUUUUGGACUUUCCUUGGCCAUCGCGCUGCGAUCAAACGGGCACAAAGUGACGGUUUUUGACCAAUGCCCGUACGAUGACACAGGUUAUGCUCCAGGUGCAGACCCGUUGCAUGAAGCAGCAUCAGUCGACCAUAACAAAAUUAUGCGAUCAUCCUAUGGUAAGAAAAUUCAUUACCAGCGACUUUCCCUUGAAAGUCGAGAGCUUUGGCUCCAAAUGAACCAAGAGCAUGGAAAGGACUUUUUUGUGGAAAGCUGCAUGCUGCGAGUGCAACCAAGUGACCAACUCGGUCUCUUGGAAAGGGAAACCUUGGACAGUCUGACGCGAGACGGGCUCCGCGACACACAGUUUGUCAAAGGCGAUGCGCAUGACCGUCUCCGGGCGGCAGAACUAGGGUGGGAUCAUAAACUGCUCGACUUUAACAUCCCUGGUGAGAGCGGGAAGACAUUCGAAGCAGUUCUUGAUACAAUUUCCGGAUUCAUCAAAUGUAGCGAAUCCUGUGCGCAUCUUCAAAAGAUGGCUGUCGAUCUCGGGGUUGAUUUCCGAUUCGGACCCGAGAAGGGUUGCUUUGAAUCUCUUGUCCUCGAGACCCAGUUGCAGGAUACGCAAGAAACUGAUUGCAAAAAGGCUAUUGGUAUCAAGACAAGGGAUUCAGUAUUCCAUCAGAGCGAUGUUGUAGUAAUUGCAGGUGGGUCAUGUUCAACCCAGCUACUACCAGAGCUUUCCUAUCAUCUUGAAUCAUCUGCUGGAAGUAUUGUUACCUUCAAGAUUGAUCCCAAUGAUGAGCAACUCUGGACCAAGUAUGCGCCAGAGAACUUUCCGGUCAUGACUUGGAAGAGUGCACCGCGUGAUGAAAAUGGUAAAGACACCGGUAGCGUCUACGUCUUUCCGAGGACUACGGAUGGUCUCAUCAAGAUUGGUUACCGUGGUAUCAAGUUUACCAAUUUUGUGCCGGCACCCAAAGGGACACCUUUCACGCAGGAUGGGCAAUGGUCAGUCCCGCUUCCGCCAGGUAAACCAGAGCAGCUUCCUCGACCAGCAGUGGAGGCAAUCAGGCGAUUCGUGUCGGUUUUCUUGCCAGAAUUCGCCAAAGUUCCCUUUCAUUCGAGUAAAUUCUGCUGGUAUACCGACUCCUUGGACAAUUCUUUCGUCAGCGACUAUGUCCCUACAUAUGCCGAUCAAUCUGUCUUUGUUUGCACCGGCGGCAGUGGCCACGGCGCCAAGUUUCUACCGGUCCUAGGAAAGCAUGCUGCUGAUAUCUUUGAACAUGGAAGCAACAGUUCAUCAUUCAUGUAUCCGUUCUGGUGCUGGCGCGAUGAUGCGCCUCGUGGUAACGGGCUGGAGGAGGGUCCAAGCGGUCCCAGGAACAUUGGACAUGAAUAG